AUGUGCUACAUGCCAUAUAAUAUCGCUAUACUGGCGCCACUGGCCCGCUCUCUGCAUCGAUCAUUGUUUACAGCGUCAGAGCCGUUGACCAAGGUCCAGACUGAACUCGCCGUGCUGAUUGUGGGUCUUGACACUGUCGAGACUGUCUCACUCGUUUCCGGCUCGAGCGAUGUCGAUACUUCUAUUGGAAAAGCACUACAGGGCUGCGACGAGGUCCUCUUCGCAUUGCGGAAAUUCUACCGCCAGCAUCACGCCAUCUGGCCCCCACAGACUGGCCGGGAAUUGACAGACGAAGCUCUUAAGGAACUGGCGGAGAUACAAGAGAGACUCGCAGUCUAUUCCAAUGCUCUUAACACGCACAAUGCGAAUAUUAUCAGGUAA
Messenger RNA from Penicillium waksmanii, 381 nucleotides. RefSeq lists its product as uncharacterized. The record is from RefSeq and is a predicted model, not a curated record. The transcript has 2 exons. The coding region runs from base 1 to 381 and encodes 126 amino acids. NCBI's taxonomy places the organism in Eukaryota, Fungi, Ascomycota, Eurotiomycetes, Eurotiales, Aspergillaceae.